CUGUUAACACAUAAAUGUUUUUGCAUAUUGAUGAAUGAGAAUUCAAAACAAUUUGAAAUUUAAAAGACUAUCGUUUUCUAAACUGAAACAAGUUGAGAGUGUAAAGUACAAGUACGCCGUGCUAUCAAGUAGUGUUAAUUUAAGGACACUGUCUUAAUUUAACAAAGGGAUUGGUGCAGAUGUUUACUUCACAUAAAAUGUAGGAUCACUGUAACAGUUAUGAUCAAAUGUUAAUAUGGUUUUGGUAUUGUGCAUGUCUUUGAGGACACUGAAAUGUCUCCUAGUCAGGAGAGAUAAGAGUUUAUUAUAGCCUGGCUUGCAAUGAAGGAACCAGUAUAAAUAGAGAGAUGUAUAAGUCAUUUUAGAGACCGCGACAGAGAUAACCAGAUGACACAGUACUGGCAGAUUGAUGUAAUGAAGUUGUAAAGCUAACGACAAUGGAUUGUAUCUAUUAUGCUUUCAUUCUGAUCUUUGUACAGUGGAGCAAGGUGGUCUAUUCCUUGGAUUGUCUUUCCUGUCAACAAAUAGAUGAUCCUUAUACUUGUAAUACAACAAUUUCGUGUCCAGACAAGCAGGUGUGUUUCCUGAAUGAGCAAGCUGGAAUAUACAGUUUGGGUUGUGCUGACAAUCAGCAUUGUGGUGGGGUCGGUGGACCAGGAAUUGUAGGUCGAGGUAUUAAAGCACAACAUGAAUUUGGACAUGAUUUUGUGGAGAGGCAGUCAUCAACAUGUUUGGAAUGUUGCUCUACAAACAGAUGCAAUUCAGACCUAUGCAAACAUCCUAAACCGACCCAGUGUGUUAAUGACGAGACGGUUGACUGUGCAAAAAUGAACACACUAUUUCAUAUUUGUCAAGACGUACAACAAGCAAGUCUUGUUUGUCCAAAAUUUUGCGACUUGUGUACAUUGGUGAAUGGUAAUUGGACUCAGUGGACCGCGUGGUCAAAUUGUGGUGUCACUUGUGGUAGUGGUGUCCAAACCCGGUCUCGCUCUUGUACAAAUCCUGCACCUGCGAAUGGCGGUCGUGAUUGUUCCGGAAAUGCAACUGAAACCAAGAUAUGUCAAAGAGACCCCUGUCCAGUUCACGGAGGUUGGAGCACCUGGUCACAAUGGGGUUCCUGCUCGACUUCUUGCGACGUUGGCAUGCAGCGUCGUGACAGGCCGUGCUCGAACCCCUAUCCAGAUAUUGGAGGAGAUCAUUGUUUCGGUGAGGCAAGAGAUGACAGGAUAUGUUUCUCUGGUGCUUGUUCUGAUGGUGCCUGGGGUAGCUGGAGCAGUUGGGGUUCUUGCAGUGUAACUUGUGGCGGAGGGAUUCGAUCACAGACUCGAACUUGUACCCAUCCGAAACCAUCAUUACUUGGAAAAUAUUGCGAUGGUACUCCGAUACAAGUUAGCAUUUGUAACAAGCAAACAUGUCCUGACCACAAGAUUGCCUUCACGGCUUGGGGCACAACAGGAACUUCGCCAUUUGUAUUUCCUCACGUUAUUGAGAACUACGGCAAUGGCUAUGACAAGUCAACGGGACGUUUCACCUGUAAAGUGCCUGGAGUUUAUUACUUUGCUGCGCAGGUUUCAAAAACUUAUGGUUCAUUAACACAUUCCGUUUCAGUUCAUAUUUUUCGAAAUUCAGUUGAAGAGAUAGCUGCUUUCGAAGAGCCUUAUGUGCAUGAUAACAAGGAUGCAUAUUCUAUGAGUGUAUCAGGCAUAUUCCAUCUAAACAAAAAUGACGUUGUUAAUAUUGUAUGCAUUGGUGUCAAUACUGUUCAAACACACAACAAAUCCUCAUUUACAGGAUUUUUAGUGACACCAGAUAACUGAUUUUUUUUGGCAUAAACAGUUGUCUUUCCACAUUGAUAAAUUAUGUUGCUUUUA
Molecule: messenger RNA, 1871 nt
Organism: Mercenaria mercenaria
Lineage: Eukaryota; Metazoa; Mollusca; Bivalvia; Venerida; Veneridae
Product: adhesion G protein-coupled receptor B3-like
Exons: 10
Coding region: 438-1817 (459 amino acids)
Molecular function (GO): protein binding
Source: RefSeq, a predicted model, not a curated record